This is a messenger RNA of Spirometra erinaceieuropaei, 14237 nucleotides long. Lineage: Eukaryota; Metazoa; Platyhelminthes; Cestoda; Diphyllobothriidea; Diphyllobothriidae. The record is from the annotation of a GenBank genome assembly.
AUGCGUACUUCGUUCGGCUGGUCUGACUUGCUUGUAGCCCUCCUCCAGCUGAAUUCGAACAAAGCUGACGUAAGUUAUGUCGUUCCCGCGAACUAACGAACUACGGCUUACUAACCUCAUAAGCGGAGAGAGGUAAGGAAGGCCAGUAAGUAAACAAAAUUAAUAUUCAAAAUGUGCAACGACCUGACGAGAGAGCACGCAAGCGGCGCGAAGCUUACAAGCGGAGGAGUGCUCGUCACGUUAAAACAAAUGCUACAGUAAAACAAACGUGACAAGAUUGUCAAAGGUCAAGUAGUCCAGUACUUCAGCACAAAGCCGUCCUCCGUUAAACCAUAUAACGCACACAGGGUUCGUGUUGCACGUAAAAUUGACGGUCUCAUACCCGUGCCGCUUGUUUAUGUCAUGGAUACACAGGAGGAAGUGUGGGAAGAAUAGCAAAUAACCGUGCUCACAGGACCUAUAAAUUGAUGCCUAUACCUCUACUGCGUUUCCAAACAAAGCCCUCCUUUCACUGUACUUCAGGACUCGUUUACUGAUUUGCCACAUCGAAAGCAUUCAUAAACGCACAGUCAUCAUAUUAGUAACGUUCUGUCUACGCAAUAUCCAUAGUUGAAGCAAAUGUGCUCGGGAAAAUGAGUGGACGCGAAGCCUUCUAGAUCCUCAGCAACAUGCGACCUAUUAGACGCCCAGAAAUUGUGACAAAAAGGUUAAUUAUGCAUACAAAGCUGUAGUUGCAGGGCUUAAGAACUUUAUGCCAUUCUUGUUUUUAAGUCCUCUUAGAUACAAGUUACACAUUAAACACCAUCGUAAAGUCGCUAUUAAGAGGUCUAAGAACUUCCGUUCAAAAUAAGAGGCCAAGAACUUCGCUUUUCUGCACUUCCUUUUUGCAAAUAGCGAUCUCAGAAACUCAGAUAUAUUCUUCCCUUAACGAAAUGAACUAAAAUUGUUGCCAUUAAAGACGCAAAUUAUUAAAAGCGAAACUCCACCUCUAGUAAUCAGGUCUUUGUUUUUGCAUAAAUCCAAGUCUAAAGAAAAACGUUUCAGAAAGACGACUGAUCUGUUGAAGAAGUUUUAGGCCUGUUUUCCAGCCACACUUUCAAUUUCUAACAUUUGACCUUAACUUUUGUUUUAACGCAUCCGUUUUGUUAAUGUAUGGCCCCCACAAUGUGUUUUUCGCUGGCCCCACAAUGAAUCGCUCUCCCAGCAUUAGGCGUUUUCCCGAAAUACCUAUUUUCUGAUGACGGAAUUUAUACGCUACAUCAAUGAGCGUGAAAUUGGAAGGCACGGAAACACUCGAAGAACAGCAGUUUCCGAUAAUAUCACAGCCCUGCGGACUUCCGGCGCGAUUUUAGCGAAAACGCCGUUAAAUAGUCGCUCGACAUAUUUAUUGCGGUUAAACAAUGACAGCAAGCUAAUCGCUGCUGCGCACGCAAAUCGCACCGUUGCAAUUUAUUCGGCAAGUUCGGGCUCACUUCUCGGCUUAUGUGAGGGGCAUGAACGGUCGCCGUGGACUCUUGCAGUGAGCAUCCGUUGACUUUGCACCAACUAUGCGUUUUUUGCUGUGGAACUCUAGUUUGCUUUGCCCGUUAUUCUUGGUAGGGCCGAGCCUUGCAUAGCAGUUACCAUCAUAUGAACCAGCACUGGUUUUUUCGUCUAGGCCUUAUAUCGGAAGAACGUCUUACUUUCUAUGCACUUUCCUUUCUGAAAUACCUUACAUUUGUCCCCUCAUCGAACUCAAUUUUUGUUAUGCUUGUCGAUAAGACUAAAUAACUAUGUGAUUCCUCAAAAUUCAAUAUUAAAGUGGGAAACUGAAUGAUCUGCUGUGCGAGCAGAAACCCUUCCUUUCCUCUGCACCGCUAAUAGCAACGGUUGUAUUAUGUCGGCGUGGCAUCAUUUUGGUCCCAAGAGCGAAAUGUAUAGGAUUACUUACGAUUUACUCCGGAAUCAUCACAAAACUACACAUUUUCUUUGCUAAAUGCAAAUCGAAGCCCCCUUCCAAAUAAGCUUGGUACUUCUGCAAAAUAAUUCCUUGCAGUGGUAGUUCAGCACGAAACACGAAUUCCUGGGGUGCCCAAGACGUUAAUUUUUUAUGACCGGUUCACCACCAGGUUUGGCAAAAGUGGCAAAAGGUCGCAUUUAUAAAAUCGGAGGCAGGGAAUGAUGCUCACCAAUACCCAUACGGAUCCGUGCGCCGAAAAAAACAUGGUCGUCCCGUCGCUCUUUUUAACCGUCUGUAGCGUUGCUCAAAUCUGUAGCCGGUGCAUGGCCGAUUGGCAACGACUAGCAAGCCAAAAAAUGGUCAUCCCGAUCUCCUUUGUCUUUAUCGAUUUUUAUUCGGCAACAGUACUACCUAACUCCUUGCUUGUAAGUUUUACAGUUCUGCCCACACCCCUGCUUUCUGUACUGCUUUGAAUUUCUGCGGUCAUUUACCCUUUUUGGGACUUGUGGAUUUCUCCUAUAUUCGGCUUAUUUCUCUGCAGUUUCAUCCCUCCAACUCGACCUUGUUGGCCAGUGGUUGCCUUGGCGGUAGUAUCAGGCUAUGGAGUCUUGAGUGCUUAAUUCAUUCGCGCGAGGAAUGCCAAGAAAACACCUCCGAACCGCCCCGGCUGACUGCCACCCGCAUUUGGAAGCAAGCAGGCGCCAUUGCAUCUCUGGCAUUCCACCCUCAGCACCCAAUACUCGUUGUCGCUUGGUACUGUCUUCUUCUAGAUAAUCAACAUUUUCAUUGACUUGAUGUCCAUCUAUCUGAAAUUCUCAGUUGCACAUACCUCAUAGUACCCUAUUUGGAUCAUAACUUGUUUGCUAUUUUCUUAAAUGACACUCAAGGAACACGUAUUGCGAAAGCUUUAUUUUGCUAAUUCCUGUUGCAACACAUGUAUCGAAUGAAGAUAUGGUUGUUAACAUUUUAGGACACAGGAAGUGGUUUUUUAUGACUGGGUAUCUGGACGAACACUUUCAGUUUGGAAGUUUGUAUCGGACCAUUCGCGUGUGCGCUGGGUCAGUCUAAGCCCCGAUGGUACCCUUCUCUAUACUGCUACAGCCAAUCCCCCGGACAGCCUUGCAUCCCAUCAUCGACACCACAAUUCUGUUGUCUCAUCUUCGGCAACUUCCAAAGUAACCCUGACACGUAUGUUUUUCAGUCUUUGUUUUGCAGCCAUCAUCAACUGUUAGAAUUAUCUGACUGGCCUGGUUUCUUCAAAUUUGUCCUGUCUUUGCCUAAUUAACUUGCAUGUCAUUCCUUUCUAGCCACAGCCUCAUCAGUUUCGUCCCAUGGAACUGGAUGUUUGCCCCCCACUCAUUCCAAGCAAGAAAUUCCACCUUUAGUUUCCCGCCACCAGUUACUAAACUUCCUGGUGCGACAGCCGAAUUCGUGGUUUCAACAGCGCAGCAUCUGCAGUGCAUGUUCCUUGCGUCUCUGUAAGUGGGCAGGAACACUUGGCCCGUUCUUUCCCAUCACACACCUUAACUCACAACAAGGUCUACUGGCCGCGCAGCGUGCAGCAAUACUUGCCGCACAGGUCAUUCGCAUAGAGACCGUCGACCUUCCCUUCACUGUGCAAAAGCUGGUCCAAAGCGCAAGGAAUGGUGAAUCAAAACUCUGCGUCCCUUAUCUUCGCAGCGACCCAAAUCCCAGUGCUGUCGCAGUCAUCGAAGAUUUGCCAGCCAAGGAAUUUCUUCUUUCACGUGGCACCUACUGCAAAUCCGGAUCCCCUGGCGUCUUCGCAAGGAGUGGAAUCUGUUGUGGUGGUCAUGCUUGUGAUCUUGUUCUCAUCCACAGGGAGCUCAUGCGUAAUUCGCUGUGUAGACCAUGUCUACAGUCCUUUUGGCGCUGGGCCAAUGAAGCAGUUGACUGGUGGACGUGGGAUGCUGAGGGCACUCCAAACGUGUAUUCUCCAAGGCAUUCCUCCGUAGACACACCCAUGUCUUUUUCAACAAGGCGUUGUGCUUCUCCGCUUUCUAUGUCUUCCUCCCAAACGGUUAGUUACCUUUUUAAACAGUAAGACAGUCUUCAGGCUUCUCUUAUUGGACAUUUGUCCGGGUAUCUAGUCAUGUUCAAGAAAAACGUUUGCUCCAACAUUCGCACGCACCUCAAACCGUUUCCAUAAAGUACCAUUUUCUACCUCCAGCAGGCCAGCCAGGAAAAGCCCGGCCCUCCUGUCCCGAGUGUUACGGUCGGCAUGUGCAUCAACUGUAGCAUUGAUGUUAAUGACUCCUCCCGUGUCGUCCAUCAAGCGUCAUCCGAUAACCUGAGUCGAACAUCGUCACGUGUCUGUUCCGCUCAAUUAUCCGUCGUUCGAGCGGCCCUCAGCCUCAUUCGCAAAAGAAUUGGCAACGUCCACGAAGUCACGCGGGUUACUUACCUUGCCCCAAGCAUUAUCAAUGACGCAGCACUAUCUCGGAAACUCUCCUGUAUGUUGCGAAGCUCGUCAUGUCGUCCUUUCGCCUCCGUGGCUAGGCAGCUCAAUCUUCCACCAGAUGUUAUACAGUUACUUCAGAGUCAGGUCGUCCUGGCUGGGAAACGUGAACUUGAGACGGAAGGCACACUGCCGAAGGUGAGUUAUUUGCAUUGUCCUGCCUGGUUUUAUUUUUUGCUCAAACAAUAGUGCCUGUGCUUCUGAUCUACUUCUCUGGGUGGAAUGAGAGUGCUAUUUUUUUCAACUUAGAGGACUCCUUUGAGGAUUUAACCGAGGCUUCCAUGUUUUCAAGCAUCCUGUGAUGAGUCUGGUUUACCCGACAGAACUUUCGUAAAUAACUUCCUGUGAUGGAGCAUUAUUACCGAUAUGAACGAGGGAGGUCUAAAUGGCUAUUUCUGGCUUAUUUGUUGCGACCCGAAGGGAUCGGUAGAUGAUGGUUCCCCCUAUAACUAACCCGUGACUCCAUGAUAGAGCCUCCGGAGGAAUAAUCAAGGAAAUGAUGGAUCGAACCCCCAGUCUGCGAACUACGACUGUAGUAUGGGCGGCUGGUGCUGACAUUUAAGUAAAAUGGCUAUCCCAGUCUUCUUUGCUUUUGUCGGUGGCACUUCUUGUUCAUUUACUAAGAAAGUGAAUACCGCGGACGCUUGAAACUUCGGACAAAAUUCAAGUUUUGCCCCCAUCGUCUUCAGUUUCUUCUGAUCUGUUGCACGAACCACAUGUUCUGUUAUAUCAGGUGGUGCUGGAGCGUACACGUGCUUUAAGUGCACUAGAGCAACUCCUGACCAGCAAAAUAAAGCCCAUGGUCUGAUGACGAUUUCGACUCAACCAGCAGAUAUCCCCAUGUUUACACCAAGUGUGUUUAGUAUAGCUGAAAUUCCUUCUCAAGACGGGUGUAGCCAUAAUGUACCAUGCCUUUCAGUGUUAUUCUGACAUCUUGUUUGAUCCAGUGACUAUCCGCUUUUGUCAUCCUUUUUGGCGCUUUCACUUCGUGCGCCUCCAGCGCCGAAGUCUUUAUGGUCGACCAUUUCGCUCAUCUCGAUAUUGACUUUUCCUCCAGGAAUGGAAUCUGUCGGGCAACUCCAUUUGACGCUAUGCCUUUAUGCAUUUGCAGCCAACUGGUCCUCAGUUUCCAGCACACGUGGAGUAAUAUCAUCCGUGUUAUGCGUUUCUCAGAAUCCCAGCCCCCUAAGGUCUCUUUGAUCUCCCGUUAGUACAGUGCGAUGCGUGUCAAACCCAUUGCCAGCUAGUCUGCAAUACGCGCCCUGGUUCUUAUGACAGCGACGGUCCAUCUCGAGCAUUGCCCCGCCGUUUAUUAUUCGGAUCUCUGUUUUCACAUUUUCAUGUCGCGCACAUCUAACAACUGCUUGUUCAAAAAUCAUUGGUCGCUAGGCCCACUGUUUCUUAUUUAAUGGCCGGCGGCCAUUGCAGUGUAUUGUGCAUGCUGUUGUGGUUUUGGUUGACCUCUACUUAGACCCUUUCCGCGCUGGCGCUCAUCGCCGGACGGGAUGCGGGUAAUCGCUUCAUAUGUCUGCCAGCCGGGCGGACACGCGCGCGCGACACUCCGAGUUCGAUGGCGCCCCUCUGCGCGCGCGAGCGCCUCGCUACUCUAUGUUCUGCCACCGCCGCGCGUCAGUUAGCGCCGCCGUCGUGAUGGUCGGCGCUGAGGUCAUCCGCAAAAGAACGCGCUGGUUCGCCUUGCGCUGCUCUAUAUUGUGCGCACGCACGCUCUGACCUCUGGUCAUCGGCACCGGCGCUUCGAGCGUGCUCGCGGUCACGUGACUCUGGCCCUUGCGUAAUCUUUCCCGCCAUUGGUCGGCUGACUGCGUUUUAUUAUGUGCGUGCGUAUGGACUUUCACGCGCUGCAACCCCGACAACGGGUUACAGUUCCUACCGGGGGGACCUCGCCCAUCGCGAGCAGUGACGUGCCCCUCUGUCCCGCUAAGCUAACUGCAGUUCUCCGUCCACUAUUGUCUUCGCAUAAGUGACACCUCCGAGCCUCCUAUUAGCAAUGUGUAGGACUGUUAUAGACUGCAGCUCAUACCGUAGAUUGCUGUUCAUCGAAUCGUUUCAUAAGCCCCGCGACUGCCCCAAGUUACAUUCAAGGAAGAUGAGGCUGAGAGCGUAACCUGCAUUAUAGACAGGCAAGGGCAAUCUGUUGGGUCAUUCGUGAGGGCCUAUAGUUGCAGGUCACACCAUGCCGAAUACCGAAGAAGUAGAAGUGAACGCUUGAUGAAGAGAGAGGCAAAGGGCAGCCGCUCAGAUUGGCUCUAGCACAUUUUACAACUUGUACAAUUCUAACAAUUGAGCCAGCCGCUUGACCGGGCCAAAUCGUCUUGACGCAAUAUGGCCGACUAACCAGAACUCACUGUAGUACGUGAGGGAUCUAUUUUCGACCCACUUUGACUCAUUUGAAGUUACCUUCCAUAGUUUCGGAACUCUGUCGUCAUUUACGAGUGCUCAAAAUGUAAAUAGUGAGAGAACGACCCAGGACUUUUACCGUUUUUGUAUGAGUGAUUUUUAUUUUCUGCAUGAAUCAGUACGCUAACAGUAGUUAUCGCCAUCAUUAACAGUUAAGUCCAAUGCUAAGUCAUGUGGACUCGAAUUCCCGUUGACUUCCUUUCAAUUUGUUUCACGUGACACCAAAGCAUAAUUUGUCGUCUGGUCACCAAAUAUCUGACCCUGCUAUUGAGCUACGACCUACCUGCGUCUCUAUCGACCAUCUUGGCGGCAUCAUUUCCACACUGAUCUGGACGUAGAUUGUUUGCACAAGCUGGUGUCUAACCCUCUGCGCUGUUCGGUAAGAUAGGAAAAGGAAUGAACCAUACAAACUCGGCGGAAAGUGCACAUGAGGAGUUUUUAGAAUAAAUGAUUUACACUUUGUCUGACUAACUUGCUGGCCGAUCUCCAUCGUUUUAGCCCUAAAGUCGGUUUCGCUUAAUCCACCUUGGUUGCGUACAAGUUUUAAGUUAACAAUAAUUUCGUUAUCACUUGAUCGCUCUGUAAAUCCGGACUGAAUAAUGCUAAUUCGAGCUGCAAGGGAUCCUAUGUCGAAUCCUCGGUCUAUCAUACUUAUUCAUUUUGUUAGUAACGGUACCCACACAGCUGCUCGAUAAAGCAGUUAUCAUUAUUAUUAUUAUUCCGUUUUUUCAGCGCUCUAAAUAUGCGAUAGAUGACGUUGAUGCCGGUAGCUGUGACACCUCUGCAGAAUCCGACAGGAAUCACCGACCGGCUGCCCCUCCGGCUGCCCCUCCGGCCACAGUUUCCACCCCUCCAUCCAGCCCAUGCAGAUCUGGCACGAAUCUGGCCGCGGAAGCCGUCCAUCUGGCCACCUCGCUGGAUGUGUCGAGAGCUGCAUGGAACAGACCUCCUCCAGUGCGGAUUGUCUCUGCGUCCAAGAACGACGAGGGGAAUCUGCACCGCAGCGGGCCGUCCAUUUUUAAUUUUGUUCCUCUGGGUAGCCGUCUUUUACAUCCAAACCACGAGGUGAAGCUGGGUGCUUGUAAAUCCUCACCUAAAUCGAACAUUCAGACCUCACCAAUCCACACCGACACAUCUCGCCAUUCCAGCAACCUCGGGGAAACCAUGCUUGAUGAUCCAGGUUAGUCACCCUCACUCGUCCUCCACAUUCUGUUUAACUCGAAACUCUUGUCAGGCGCAUUCCCUCGAUCGGUCUCAUUUGUCCAGCCAAUACUGUGCGUGCGAAUCUGUUUUUUGGUCACAAAGAAUACAUUAUUACGACUUAUUGGACAAGUAAAAAUCGUGAUCUUCUCCCACUAGGGUUAAAACAUUUUGUCACGAAAGAGAAACAGGUCAAAGCGUAAACUUUUUCAUCAUUCUUGCCAUUCUGAGUAAUAAUAACCAGUUCAUUAAUUAUAAACGACGAGUCACGGCUUAUCGGGUCAGCUCCCAGAUCUUUGAUUCCAUCUUCGAAUUUGUUGCAUGUAAACCUUGGCCCAACCUUGCUGUUGCUUUUAUAUCAGUCAGUUUCGCUGUAUGUCAUCUAUCCUCUGCUGAUGCGCUACGGACUAUAGUCUUGUUUCAAACCACAAUGUAGACGCGCCUUCUUUCGCCUAACACUUGUCCGCCGCCGUUAGUGAUGAUAAGUUAAUUGCCUCCUUUGGUGAUUGCUCUCGACUCUCUCAGGAAUGGCAGCCUGCUGCAAAUGCGGACGCAUUGUUCCAUACACGAUUCCUGUGGGUCCGCAGUCCAACAUAAAUGAGGCCAUCUGCGCUAGCCUUCUUUUCCCAGCGGGUUAUUCCCCGUUCACCCUGGAAUCGAGUGCUGGCCGACCUCAUCAUCAACCAGCACCACCCUCUCCGAACUCACACAGCUCGCGGCACGACGGCGGAGGACAGGAGUCACCAGUUUCUCUGCAAACGUCGUCGACAGAAGGCGUCUCACUGUCACACGGAGGCGUUUUCUCCAUGCUCAGUCAAGCCAACUCGAGCUCUGUCCUCACCUCGAUGCAGCAGGGCAUUACUAACGUCAUGGCGAGUUUGCUGGCUGAUAUGGGUGAUCACGCCUCCGCCUGCAGUCUCCAGGUGAUCCCUCUAUACUAUUCUGCAACUUAUUUAACAAAAAUAUGAAAUCUCAUUUUCAUGAAACAACGAUAGACGCAGCAGGUCCUAAUUCGAAACAGCAUUAUUCAGGCACGAUGCUGUUUACUCGUAAACUUAGACGACCGCGAGUGGAUGCAAAGCACACUAGCUUUCACUCCACGAAAUUUAUUGUGUGUAAUGGCUCCUAACUGUGGCCAUUACAUUAAUUGUACCAGAAAAGAGCUCCGAGAACCCCACUUGGACUGUUCUGUAUUGAAUUUUGAAUCAGUAGUAGUAGUAGUAGUAGUAGUAGUAGUAGUAGUAGUAGUAGUAGCGGCAGUAAUAGUAGCAACACCGCACCAUCGACACCCCAGACACAUUCUGCGUACCCGACCACGCGCUCAUAUCCGGCACUGGUAACUCCUUAUCCACCAGAAUGACCACGGCUAACAGCCGCACCACCCCGACCGAUUCUACAACCCCGAACACAUCGUGCCCUCACUGCCACUGUACAUGUACAUCACGCAUAGGCCUGGUCGGUCAAUUUCGUAUUCAUCGGCCUCGCCAGCCACCCGUGCCCUCCCACCUCCGGCCAUCUUGACAAUGUUUUGACACCAAACAUUGGUGGGGAGGAGGAGAAGGGGAAAGUGUGGUAGAUGCUUCGCAAGUCUGCCAUCACUACAAACUAAUUCAAGCGCAAGUCACCGUCCCUGCCCUCAUCUUGCUGGAGCACACCGCAGACGUAGUCGAAAUCAUAGGUCGAGCUGUCAGCAGCAGUGGUAGUGGUGAUGGCGGCGACGGCAGUGGUUGUGGUGGUGGUGGUGGUGUUCGUUCGUUGUCUGGCGUUCCAGCGAGCAUUUUCGACUGUCUACCAUGAAGGACUCAUUGACUCAGUAUACCGCCCGCAUCAUGAGGUAUCCUGUUGGUAAGUAGCCCUUUGCUUAUUGCAGAUCAAUAGUUCUAGUUGUAUGUGUCGUCACCGUGCUUUGCUGAGCCAACAGUAAGCGUUACCUCUACUACGAUACCUAGAAAUGAGAUGCUCGCUACAACCAGUUUAAAUGGUCGUUCCUCGUGGUUUCUGUCAUCAACGUUGGCCGUACCAUGAGACAGCAAAACGGAAUACCUAACAUUACUGUUUAGUUUUGCAAGACGAAAGAAAUCCCCCAUCACAGUAUUGAAGAUAGAGUCUGAACGGCUGAAUUUUAAGGCCAGACCUAAAAGUGCCCGUGUUGAUAGUGGUUGGUUAGCAUUGUAGUACAAAUGCAUGUUACGGAAACUCCCUUAGCCCGAUGGGCUCGGCAGGCCUUACCUCUGAAGGCAGACAACGCCAAGCGACACUGCACCGGCACGGGAGACCGAAAACGCGCGCACGCGCAGUACGCACCUCCGCCUUCGGCGGCCGGCGAAGACUGAAAGCGCGCAUCGCCAAAGAGCGGGGCAGAUAUGCACAUAGCUAGUUGAAGGCGAAUUAGCCAGUACACCUCUGCUGUUCCAAGUAAAUGUCAGUGAAUAAAGGCGAAAACAGAAAGCCAGCCUGUAAAUUGACAUACGUGCCCAUCUUUCGCCGCCUCAGCGUUCGGACACUCCGCCACUCCCCUCAUUUUGUCGUGCAUCGCAGGAAUCAGGGGCAGCAUCUCCCUCUUAGUGUUCUCAUUAGUCAGUUAGUCUAUUGGUUGCAUCCUGCAUGCUACAUGACUGCAUUGCUUGGCGUCUCCUGAGAUCUUAUUGAAUUCAUUGUGUAGGAUACGACCUACCGCAUCUGCCGAUGGGAGUUGCAGCUCUGCGGCCCAGUUGGAAACGUGACAACAGGUCCCUCUUCACCACAGCACCUCUCCUCCGCACGUAUCGCAAGACCCUACCUCCCGAUGCCCCUGAAUGUGGCUGUCUCCUACAGCAAAAAUAGUCUUGUUGUAUCCGAUGUGCGCAUCUUCAAUGACUCCUCCAUUUGUCUGUCACCGGACGGUAAUCUCCUGGGUGCCUUUGUGGUUUCACGCGGUAGUUCCGCCACCUUGGAUCCCAUUGGGGGACGGAGAACCCCAACAGCGGACAGCCUGCUCGCUAUCUUCCGCCUGACGCCUCGCCGACGCCGUGGCCAGUGUAUUUACGCACGCAAGUUUGUCAACUCAAACCCUGUGUGCCUGGACUUUUCGCCCAAUGCCAACAUGCUGGCUGUUGGCUUGGCUGCCACUGGACUGCAUCACUCAGAGGAACAGGUCGUUGGCAGUCGUUACCGGAUGCCGUUCGAGCCCUCUCGAACGUCCUCAUCCUCGCUUUCGGAUUCGAUUUCUUCUAGUCAGAAUCGUGUGACGUGGUGCAACAACGGUGAUAUCAGUAAGAAGAGUACAGAACUUCAGCCAGUUGGUAAGUACGCUCUUUGGUGGUAUUGAUGGCUCUAGAGUAUUCUUGUACAAACGUCUGAAACUGAUCUACUCCAACUUCGUAGAUAAUUUCUGAGGAAAUAAAAAAGCGACAGUUUCUAAAUUGGAGCAUCUACCAGAAAACACGAGGAAUCCUGGGGGACCCACUGACGAGCCGAACCCCUCGCAGCUGCGCCAUGCAGCGGCAAAGACAUCGGCGAAACACGCGUGUUUGGGCUUUUGGCUAGUACCUGUGCUGUUAGUACUAUAUCAUCUUACCCUAAAGUAUACUACUAGCUGCCUGUCGGCGGUUAAUGAAUAUUACGCGGUUACCCGCUGGGGCUGAUGGUCUUUGACCCAAAUAUUCAUGUAUAAAAUUCUCGGUCUGAGCCUAUAGACCUUGAAUAAACUGAUCUACAGCAACUUCGUAGAUAAUUUCUGAGGAAAUUAAAAAGCGACAACGAGGAAAUCUGAUUAAAUAAACACAUUUACUGCCUACAUCCAACUGUGUGCGCGAUCGAUGCUUAUCCUUUCCUUUUCUGACUUCCCUAGCAUUAGUGUGCGUACUCAGGGCUUUAGAUACUGGGUGUCGUUUGCCUGCUGACUGAUCAGAUAUUCUUUUUCCAUAUUCUUUAAGUCGACAGUAGGUUGUGUUUACGCAAAGAGUCAACUUUCAUAUCAGGUAUAGUUUCCCCAAGCCGGACCGAUUUUGAGAAGACUUGUAGUCUGCAAUGUCCGACCAGUCUACUUAAUGAUAUACAAAAGCUUCGUCGCCUGCUAAGUGACCUUCCCUGUGUACGAGUAGAUCGAAUUUUUUGGCUAUCAUAUGCACAGAAAAUUAAGACUGUUUACUAUUUGAUUUGUCCUUCAACUGGAAAAGAUUACUUGAGUGGGGUUGCAAUUCUGAGUAGCACAGAAUAUAAUCCAAAGUCAUUCAACGUAGGACGCUGCUUUGGUCGAGUACCCUUCCAGUCACCUUUUUGAACUGUAUUCGCAAAAAAUAUGACUUAAGUAGUGCAUAGUUUUUUCCCGAUUAUCUCUAUGGCUCGUAUAAGUUGUGUACCUUUUAAACACCAUCUAUAAGAGUACCAACAUCGUGCAAGCAUCUCAACUGUCAUCGUGACUGAACACCUUUUGGAGCCAAAAUAUUUUCAUUUUGGAUUUGUUAAAUUCUGGGGAAGAAGUCAUUUCGUGUAAAUGGCAUAGAAGAAAUCGUUUUUCUGCAUCCUUUCGAGGGCCCGUAGUUGAGUGCGUGCACUCUGUGCUGCCUUCGGAACGACCUUCUUCGGAGUGUGACCGACCCCUUUUAACUGGAAGUACGCUAAAUAAUCAAUGUGGAUCUGGUUAUAGCACGGAGCAUGGCCGUAUUUUUCUGCUUUGAAGUUCCAUUUUAGAGCCAAUACAAGCAGUCGCAUAGAAACCGGUAACGAUGUCGGAAUAUCGACGAAGCCAAUGGAGACUGGAAUGCCCUUAUGUGCCUAAAGGCUGUUGUUAACCGGCCAUGCACCAGCCGCCGUUCGGAUAAUCCAAACUCUAAUAUCUAAGUGGAACGCUAUACGACAAAGCCACGCGCUGUUAGCCUACUCGAGACUACUUUCUGUGCUAAUUAAUGUUCCAAUCCCAUAUACGUAUUCCCUCUUCCCAAAAGCCACUUUUGAGGUUUCAGGUAAAGUCUCAUGAGUUUGCCGUAUCGUUGCUGUUCUUCCUGGUCUCCUUUACUGUCUGUCAUCCAUUGUCCUUCCUAUACUUUGUUCUGUCCUUUUCAAAUGGACCUCCUACAAUGCUCUAGACAAAAACCAAAUAGGCAGACGUUCGUUUAACACAAUUGUUUCACAUUCUUCCAUACGUCCACAUCAGGCUGGCCUAGUCAAGCUGUUUUGCUAGACGGCAAAUUGCGCUACUGAGCCCCGGAAAGUCCUGCCAAAUCGUCUAACCGUGGCUCGCCGGACAGCAUUUGCAUGAAGCGACUUACUGGGGGAUGGUCAUCUGUAAAUCCUAGAUUCGUGGGUGGGUGUCUUCAUUCCACUGCGGCGCACUCAUGUAAGGUUCCAGGUCUGUGCCGAACGGUGGCAGUUUAUGUCUUAUUUAGUGGUGGAACAUAUUCACCACAAACACUGCCAUGGCUUGCGACUUUUUUAUGGGUAAUGGGGUUCUAAGGCGUAUUUGGAGGUAAUUCCAUCCCAUGAUUCACGACUUAUUAUUUACCAGAUCCGAGAGCCCACUUAUUUCGCCAUCAUUCCUCACUUGUGGCCUUUCCGCGAAUCGCUACCCAUGGACGCGUCGGGUGGCAGGGACACCUCGUCCCUGCACAAGCGAGCUUUGUGGAUGUGUACGAUUUGAUAACUGGAUACGAGGCCUAGGGGAUCUUUAUAAUCUAUCUGACAUCCCGGCUGACUGUUUUUGUGCACCUUUUUGUCUAUUUCUUGGAGUAGUCUAAAUAACACACUAUUUUACUCUCUCCCCUAGCCCGCAUAUUUAAAAUCAGCUGGACCUCGAGUCCUGAGGAUCAUGCGGCCUCAGGUGCUCCGAAACGCUGCCGUUUUCUGCGCAAUCUGAGCGUUAUUCCACAUCCACGACUUCUACCGUCCACAGCAACCUCUACCAACGCCUCUGUUGAGAGCUGGUACCGAUCUCUACUCCUAGCCCCCAGCAAGGUUUCUCUAAACAGCCUCGUCUGGUGCCCUGACGGUGGCAUCGUCUACGGAACUACAAAUGGUCUCAUUGUGCUGGUACGGCCACACUCCUUGCCAGACACGGAUCAGCCUUUAUAUCCGACCACCGACACGAUGCAGCUGCUGUCAGAUGAUAAUAAUGAUGACAGACUACAUCUGAUGGAGGCGGAUUCUCUUGUGGGCAAGCGGUUGCAUCCGUCUCAGCAAUAUCAGUCGUCCUCUGCUCACUUCGCUAUCUACUCAGGGAAUACUUGA